AAAAAUAACAAGUUUGGCCAAAAAUACAAACUUCCCCCAGGUCCUAAACCAUGGCCGAUUGUUGGUAAUUUACCUGAGAUGCUUGCUAACAAGCCGGGAGUGCCCAAAUGGAUACACAAGCUCAUGAAAAAUUUAGACGCCGAAAUUGCAUGUUUUAAAUUGGGAAACGUUUACGUUAUCCCAGUGACUAGCCCUGCUAUUGCGUGUGAGUUCUUGGAGAAAGAAGAUGAUGUUUUUGCAUCAAGACCUAUGAGCAUGGCAUCUGAUCUCAUAUCAGCUGGUUAUUUAACGACGGCACUUGGGCCAUACGGAGAGCAAUGGAAGAAGAUGAAGAAAAUGAUAAGCAAGGACUUGCUUUCUCCCAUGAAGCAUCAAUGGCUUCAUGCCAAAAGAAUGGAGGAAGCCAAUAACCUCACGCAUUAUGUUUAUAACCAAUCCAAGAGUAAGAAUGGGCAUGGAGGUAGUUCCGUGAAUGUGAGGAUAGCUGCUCAGCAUUUCUGCGGGAAUGUGAUCAAAAGAAUAAUCUUCAAUAGAAGGUACUUGGGAAAUGGUGGUGGGGAGGGAGGGCCUGGUUUGGAGGACGUAGAGCAUGUGGCUGCACUGUUCACAUUGCUUAUUCACUCGUACGCCUUCUGUGUUUCUGACUUUGUGCCAAGCUUGAGAAGACUUGACUUAGAUGGACAUGAGAGAAUAGUGAAGAAUGCUUUGAGGACAGUGAACAAGUAUCAUGACCCCAUCAUUGAAGCAAGGAUCAAACAGUGGAAGGAUGGCAUCAUGACCGAAACUGAGGACUUGCUCGAUGUUAUGAUUUCUCUCAAGGAUGCUGAAAAUAACCCUCUAUUGACGACGCGGGAAAUCAAAGCCCUAAUUUUGGACAUGAUGAUGGCAACGGUGGACAACCCAUCAAAUGCAGUGGAAUGGGCACUCGCAGAAAUGAUAAACCAACCAGAGUUUCUUGAAAAAGCCACUCUAGAACUUGACCAAGUAAUAGGAAAACACAGGCUUGUUCAGGAAUCAGACAUCCCAAAACUCAACUAUACCAAAGCUUGCUUAAGAGAAGCCUUUCGCCUUCAUCCAGUUUCCUCUUUCAACGUCCCACAUGUCUCUAUGCGUGACACAGAGGUUUCCGGCUACUUCAUCCCAAGGGGCAGCCACGUGUUACUGAGCAAACAAGAGUUAGGGCGAAACCCUAAGGUGUGGAAGGAUGACCCUCAUAAGUUCAAACCAGAACGUCACCUCGUGGACGAGGGGUCCGAUGUGUUCUUAAGUGAGCCAAAUUUGAGGUUCAUAAGCUUCUCUACAGGAAAGCGUGGGUGUCCAGGAGUGGUGCUUGGGACCACUAUCACUGUGAUGAUGUUUGCUAGGUUGGUCCAUGGCUUCACUUGGAGUGCUCCACCAGAUCAACCCAUUGAGCUUGUUGAGUCUCAGACUGAUCUUUUGCUUGCUAAGCCGCUUGAAGCCAUUGCACGCCCAAGGCUGCCAGAAGAGGUUUACCUCUUGGAUUAA
This is a messenger RNA of Neltuma alba, 1506 nucleotides long. RefSeq names its product isoleucine N-monooxygenase 1-like. The record is from RefSeq and is a predicted model, not a curated record. Gene Ontology annotation, molecular function: monooxygenase activity; iron ion binding; heme binding. The transcript is spliced from 4 exons. Lineage: Eukaryota; Viridiplantae; Streptophyta; Magnoliopsida; Fabales; Fabaceae. The annotation marks the transcript as partial.